Molecule: messenger RNA, 1951 nt
Organism: Trichomycterus rosablanca
Lineage: Eukaryota; Metazoa; Chordata; Actinopteri; Siluriformes; Trichomycteridae
Gene: rab4a
Product: RAB4a, member RAS oncogene family
Exons: 8
Coding region: 126-767 (213 amino acids)
Biological process (GO): regulation of endocytosis; Rab protein signal transduction; vesicle-mediated transport
Cellular component (GO): plasma membrane; recycling endosome; insulin-responsive compartment
Molecular function (GO): GTP binding; GTPase activity
Source: RefSeq, a predicted model, not a curated record
AGCUUGCGGCCUGUAUAUUCGAGCAGGAUGCGCGGAUCCCUCUGAGGGAUUUUCCUUUAUUUAAUAUCCUCCUAGACUGAACUGGGAGAUUUAUAUAGCUAUUUAAAACAAACCCAGCGUCUACAAUGUCGGAGACCUACGAUUUCCUGUUCAAGUUCCUAGUUAUUGGAAAUGCAGGGACUGGAAAAUCAUGUCUCCUACACCAGUUUAUAGAGAAGAAAUUUAAAGAUGACUCGAAUCAUACAAUUGGAGUAGAGUUUGGCUCGAAGAUCAUCAAUGUGGUCAACAAGUUUGUUAAACUACAGAUUUGGGACACAGCAGGACAGGAACGGUUCAGAUCUGUUACACGAAGCUAUUACAGAGGUGCAGCAGGAGCUCUUCUUGUUUAUGAUAUUACCAGUCGAGAGACGUAUAACGCUUUGACCAACUGGCUGACGGAUGCCAGGAUGUUGGCCAGCCAGAACAUUGUCAUAAUAUUGUGUGGCAAUAAAAAGGACCUGGAUGCAGAUCGUGAGGUUACCUUUUUGGAGGCAUCCCGCUUUGCUCAGGAGAAUGAGCUCAUGUUCCUAGAAACCAGUGCUUUAACAGGGGAAAAUGUGGAGGAUGCUUUUGUUCAGUGUGCCCGCAAAAUUCUCAACAAAAUAGAAUCAGGUGAGCUAGAUCCAGAGCGGAUGGGUUCAGGUAUUCAGUAUGGAGAUGCCGCACUACGGCAGCUUCGUUCUCCUAGACGAGCUCAGGCUGAGAGCGUGCAAGAGUGUGGUUGUUAGAGAUGAACAGCCAGGCAAGGUUUUGUGCUGACACGGACAUCAUUGUGGGAAUGUGAUGACUUGUGACAGUGGAGAAACUCUUCCCUCUCCUUCCUUUUACCUCAGUUCAGACGUGUCUGAGAUCCCGGAACGUCGCUGCGCUCUAGAAUCCAGUCCAAGGCGGAAAAAAAAACACCAACCGUGUUCAAAACACUGCUCGUGGUAAAUCCAGGUCAUCGCUUUUAAUGUUCUGCACUGAGCUAUCGUAACCCUCUAUGUCCUGUUCUGCCCCCAUUAAACUGUGUAGGUUUUGUGUAAAGAAGAACCUAGAUCAUUACUUCAGAGCAUGUUUUAUGGACUGCAUUACCACAACCGGAAUGAGGUUUUAUCAGCUUGGGACAAUGUCGUUCACCUAAAGGUCAUAUCAUAAUAUUGUAUUUUUAACUCUGCAGCUGACGGAUGUUUUGGGUAACCCUUUGAUCUGCAGGUAUUAUACUGAACUAGCCCAUGUUUUUAAAAGCGGUCGCUUUGUGUGGAGAGAAUGCACUGUUACUUCAUUUCAGUGUGUUUGUGAACAGCAUAUAUCAGAGAAGUUAUGUUACUGUAUAAACGUUGAAUGUUAUUAUACAGCAUAAAUGGACAGCCAUAGACCACUUUUCUUUAAUACCUAUAUAUAGUAAUAAAUUCAGAUACAUUGACAAGACACUUUUACUUAGUGUUACUAUAUACAGCAUAUGUAAAUGCUGCUAUUUUGUUUGAAAAUGUUCAUUUUACUGACUCGUGCAAAAUGUUAUUAAACGUAGUGUCAUUUUCAAAUCUAAGGUUUUUUUGUGUCUGUAAUAAGCUCAGUGUUUUGGAAAAAGGUGUACAAUCUUUUUAUACCUACACUGCUCAGUGUUCAUAGUGAAAUGUUUGACAACACAUAAGAUACAAAGUAUAAGCUUUAGAUAUAAAAUUAUAUCCUUGCAUAUUUGUUAAAAGCUACUUUUCAAAUAGGAACAUAAUAUAACCUAUUUAAUACAGUAUCAUAGUAAUGUAUUAAAUAGAAUAAAGUUGAAUAGCUGUGGUGUUAGAUAGCAUUCUAAUACACUAUGUAGUUUGUAGAUGUAGAACACAGCCAGGAUGACGGGUCGGCUAGUGAAAUGUUAAUAAACUAGUUUGCAUUGGUCACAAUUAAAUGUACAUGGGACAUAUUAGAGUCUACA